AUGGCUCGAGUGAAAGGCGCACCCUGCGUAGAUCGAAGCCCGGUUUCGGGACCGAAUCCUCCUGCGUCACCGGAAAUCCGUUACCGCGGCGUUCAAAAGUGGCAAUGCGGCCAAUACGCGGCGGAGAUAAGAGAUCCGUUGAAAGACGACACGGUUUUCGUUAAUUAUCCUACUUCAAGCGGUAUGAGUAGUACCGUUGAAUUGUUCAGUGGACCUAGGGUUGGUUCUUCUUCAACCUCUAGGGUUUCAACCUCUAGGGUUCAUAUGUUUAUUCCUGUGGGUUGUCACAGUGAUUGUGAUUCUUCUUCAUCUGUGGUUGAUGAUGAUGAAGAUUGUGUCGUCGUUUGUUCAUCGGUUCGCAAGCCUCAGCCUCGAAAUAUUGAUCUCAAUUUGCCUGCUCCGAUGAACUACAAUGAUGAAGAGAUCUGCGCCAUCGACCUAAAUCUCUGA
Messenger RNA from Lathyrus sativus (Indian pea), 450 nucleotides. The record is from the annotation of a GenBank genome assembly. Lineage: Eukaryota; Viridiplantae; Streptophyta; Magnoliopsida; Fabales; Fabaceae.